Messenger RNA from Danio aesculapii, 5264 nucleotides. It is a transcript of the gene ano8a, whose product is annotated as anoctamin 8a. The transcript is spliced from 17 exons. Gene Ontology annotation, biological process: chloride transmembrane transport. NCBI's taxonomy places the organism in Eukaryota, Metazoa, Chordata, Actinopteri, Cypriniformes, Danionidae. The coding region runs from base 371 to 3409 and encodes 1012 amino acids. Gene Ontology annotation, cellular component: plasma membrane. The record is from RefSeq and is a predicted model, not a curated record. Gene Ontology annotation, molecular function: chloride channel activity.
CACGUUGCGUAAUUUUCCAGUCAGGAUGAGACAGAUGGCGCAUACAACAACUUACUGAGAACAAGUUACUGGCGAAACAAAACAGAAUUACGUUGACAUAACAGAGCGAUGCGGCCAAGUGUAGGGUAUGAAGAAAUGGAAGCUGGACGCUGCUCUUCUGAUGAGGGAAACCUCUGAAUGUUGACAACGCCAUGGAUGAUCACUGUCAGCAUGUGACUGAAGGUUUAUUCAGCGGUCAGCGGACACUCUGCACCUGUUUGCAUCGGGGAACGGCUGAAGAAGCUUCGCUGGACGUGGCCGAGCAGUUUCAGCACCAGCAUCAACACAGCUGACGUAUUCACGGGGCAGAGCACAGCGACGGGCUCACGCGAUGUCCUCGGCGGUUUUAGAGAAGUUGCUGAGAGGUCGGCUCUUUCAUGCCAGACAGUACCUCAUGAGGCACAAGUCGACCAUCACAAUGGCACCCACUGAAAACUGUGAUAUCCUUAUGACAUUCCCAGACACCACAGAUGACCAUACACUGUUAUGGUUACUAAACCAAAUCCGGUUGGGAAUUCCACAAAUCAGAAUCCAGAUCCGGCAGCAUAAAUACACACACACCUAUGCAUUCUUCAUUACCUCAUCCUUUGAAAACUUGUUGCGUGGAGCCGAACAGAUGGGGAUGCAAAAGGCGGUGAAGCAGCGCUAUGGAGGCGGCACUCGCAGGUUUUCAUGUGAGGAGGAUGACAUCUACGAAAACAUCGAGAGCGAGCUGUGUUUCUUCACAUCACAGGAGCGUCAGGGUAUUAUCAAAUAUUGGUUGGAUAACCUCCGAGCCAAACAGGGCGAGGCUCUUCAUAAUAUCCACUUCCUGGAGGGUCAACCAAUCAUACCAGAGCUUAUUGCCAGGCGUGUGAUUCUUCAAACAUUCCCCCUUCACGAGCAGAGAAUCUUGAACCAGUUGAUGACGUCCUGGGUUCAGGCUGUCUGCGAGCGGCAACCUCUAGAUGAUGUUUGUGAUUAUUUUGGAGUGAAGAUCGCCAUGUACUUUGCAUGGUUGGGUUUUUACACCAACUCUAUGCUGUAUCCAGCAGUGAUUGGCUUUCUGCUCUGGAUGUUUGCUGAGUCUGAUCAGACAAGUCAGGAUAUCUGCUGUGUGGUAUUUGCCAUUUUCAAUGUGGUCUGGGCAACACUGUUCCUGGAGAGGUGGAAGCGGCAGGAAGCAGAGCUGGCGUAUAAGUGGGGAACGCUGGACACACCAGCAGAAUCUCUAGAGGAACCGCGGCCACAGUUUCGGGGAAUAAAGCGUCACAGUCCAGUAACAGGCUGUGAGGAGUUUUACUAUCCGCCCUGGAAGAGGAGAAUGUUCCGCUGGUUUGUCAGCUUUCCCAUCUGCAUCCUCUGUCUCUGCUUUGUCUGCUUGGCCAUGUUCAUCUGCCUGGAACUACAGGAAUUUGUGAUGGAAACAAAAGAGUUUCCAAGCAUAUGUAGAUUCAUUCCAAAAAUCCUUCUGGCUGUAACUGUUACUGUAUGUGAUGAAGUGUACAAGAAGAUAGCUCUCUGGCUCAAUGACAUGGAAAACUACAGACUUCAAAGCACGUAUGACAACAAUCUCAUCCUCAAGACUGUUUUUUUUCAGUUCAUAAAUUCUUACCUCAGCCUUUUCUACAUUGGAUUUUAUCUCAAAGACAUGGAACGGUUAAAAGAGAUGCUAGCAACGUUAUUGAUCUUCCGCCAAUUUCUACAAAAUAUAAAAGAAGUGUUACAGCCAUAUCUCUACGAGCACCAUAAAUUAGGUGCUCUGAGGACGUUAUGGGACUUGAUUCAAACCAUGUUCCUGAACUAUAGUCAUUUGAUAGUGCAAAGGAUACGCCUGACUUGCCAGGCCAGUCUGGACAUGAAUAAAAAUGGCACACCUCCAGAGCAAUCAGAGAAGAGAGAGAGGAGGAGUUUAAUUGCCAGCUACAGAGUCCCCAAAACAGAGGAAGUGGAUGAUGAUGCUGGUUUGAAGCACAGAAAGGUCAGCUUCACAGAGAAGGUGGAAUACAAAGACAAAGCUGUGGAAGAGCCAACACAAGGCAGCCCCCAGGACGAUGACAGUCCUACCCUUGUGGAAGAAGGAAUGGAUCCAUCCUUGAUAUUUGAUAUACGCGAUGAUGAAGAUGAUGAUGAUGAUGAUGAUGAUGAUGAUGACAGAGGAAUAGACGAUUCUGCUAGUAAAUCCCAAAGAAGAAAGGGUAAGGCUGCUGCUGGGGAGAACAGCAGUAUGGAGAAGAAAAUGUCCUGGAUGGAUCCUCCAGAGGAGACAGGAUCUACUGUUUUGACUCAACCGGAGAUUGAAAGCUGCAUGCUAAUUUACGAGGAUACUCUUCAAGAUUACCAGGAGAUGUUCAUACAGUUUGGCUACGUUGUGCUCUUCUCCUCUGCAUUUCCUCUGGCAGCUAUGUGUGCCCUCAUUAACAAUAUUGUAGAGAUCCGAAGUGAUGCCUUAAAACUGUGCUCAGGCCUCCAGAGACCCUUUGGGCAAAGGGUUGAAAACAUUGGACAGUGGCAGACUGCAAUGGAGGCGAUGGGUCUGAUUGCAAUAAUUGUGAACUGUUACCUUAUUGGUCAGUGCGGUCAGCUGCAGCGACUCUUCCCCUGGUUGAGCCCUGAAAUGGCCAUUGUUUCUGUUGUAGUACUAGAGCACUUUGCAAUUCUGCUCAAAUAUGUAAUUCAUGUUGCAAUUCCUGAUGUUCCAAACUGGGUGGCAGAUGAAAUGGCCAAACUCGAAUACCAACGGAGAGAAGCUCUCAAGAAACAUGAACGUCUCGCUCAGCAGCACCAGCAGCAGAAACGGCGAAAAACCGAACAAGACGAAGAACAUCAAAAAUUAGCAGAGGAAUUGGCCCGACAACAAAGUGACCAAGACAAAUCUGAUGUUGGUGGCAGUGAAGAGCAACACCACGAAAAAAGCCCAGGGGCCAAGUUCAGCUCCGCAGGAGAUAAACUGAAAAGACCCAGCUCCCUUUUAGGCAACAAUAACGUAAUGAAACUCAAGCAGAUAAUCCCACUUCAAGGCAAAUUCACUUCCACCACUUCCCCUACAAGUGGCGAGGCCAAACUCCCAGGCUUCCUCAAGUUCCUCAAAUCACAAGAGGUAAAAAAGGAAGCCGCUGCAGCAGUUGCGUCAACAGCGACGCACGGGAGCCACGAGAAAUCACAGUCUCCCAGCAAGUCCUUCAAUCCAGGAAAACUCUUCAACUUUGGAAAAGAAAACCAAUGCACGGGUGCUGCUUCUGAACAGCAAACCAAACCAGAAGAAGCCUCAAAGGCCACUAAUGCACCGCACACCAACAAUGACCACAAUACUUCAUCAGAAGAGCUUCCAUCUGAGACUGACAAGGGCGAGAGAUCUGACUAUGGUAAUAAUCCCUCAAAAAAACAGUGAAUGAUGCAACUGUUAAUAUAUAGCACUGAUUGUGAUGCUUAACAUUUGCUUAAAAUGUGAUAAAGCGACCAUGUAGUGAGCUGAACUGCACGUCAAAGAUCAUUUGAAUACAAUAUAUUAAUCUGAGAUCUCCAUAUAGUUUACUCACGGAAGGCGGCAUGAUAAAUCACCUGCAUGAUAAAACCAGUGUAGGCAUGAGCAAGCAAGAAGGGACGUUUGAAUGAGCACUGUAUAACCAUAGAAAAAGAAUAUGUAUAGAUUUUCUAUUUUUCUACGCAUUAUUAUUUUUCUUAUAUGAAUUAGUACAUUUGACAAUCUAAAAACACUGUAUUGUCCUUGCUGGUUUGGAUCGUAUAAUGAGUGUUAACACAUAAUGCAAUAAAAUGGAAUUACUGUGAAAAUAAAUUUGAAACGUGUGUCAGACGCCACAUAUAUAAUGGAAGCUAAUUUUUAGCAGAGGAUAAAAAAAUAAAUGAUAUAUUAAUAUAAAGGUAAUUGCAACUCUCGAUCUCAAGUGUUUAUCAGAAUCGCCUAUAGAUAAUUUUCUUGCCGUUAAAAGUUGUUUUUCCCCUCACAAUUUCAAGAUAUAAAGUUCUAAGGAAAAUAUGAAUUGUGGAAUAAAGAGAAAACUGACAUUUUUAAACAAUUCAGAAUUUAUACGUCUCUGUUAUGAGUUUAUAGAAUAAAGGUCUGACUUUUUUCUAAGUAUUGUUUUUGAAAAUACAUGCAAGAAACUGAUUAAAUUAAGAUAUAAACUUCAAAUUGAAAAAAAAAUGUGUACAUAAAAGUUGAACAUUAAAAGCAAUUACAUUUAUUUGCAGCAGGGAAAAUAAGGAUUGAACACAUCAUGUUUUUUUACCUGGGAAUAAAAUCUCUAAUGGAGCUGUUGACAUGGAAUUGAACCAGACUUUGGUAAAAACCCAAACAAUACAAACGUAAAAAUAAAACAAAACAAUCUGAAAAAUUAGUUGUGUAAUUACAAUGAAAUGACACAAGGAGAAUGUACUGAAACAUAUUUAAUACUUUAUAUAAAAGACUUGUUUUGGUGAUGGCAGCUUAAAGACGCCUCUCAUAUAGAGAAUGAAGUCACAUGAAUUGUAAAGGUGUGAGUUUUUCAUAGACUUCAACAGAGUGUAAAAAUCUUGAUGGUUCUGUGGGUCUUGUCUAUCAAAUCUGAUCUUUAUUUUGUAUUUUAUAUUGGAUUCAAGUCAAGUGAUUGGCUGGGCCAUUCCACAGCUUGAUUUUCUUUUUUUGAAAGCAUUUGAGAGUUUCCUUGGCUGUAUUUUGGAUCAUUGUCUUGCUGAAAUGUUCACCGUUGUUUCAUCUUCAUCAUCCUGCUAAUGUAGAUGUUGGACUGAAGCAGCUAAUAUUAAUUUACAAUGACAAGGGCAGAGGGUUACUGAAUAACUACUGAGAGAUUUCAUUGGCUGUUUGGGCUUUCACUGCCGUUUAUACUUUCUAUUCUUCAUGUGUUCAAAACCUUUUCCCUGCGUCAUUUAAUUUUAUUACACAUAAUUUUUAAAAGUAAUUAGAUUUGUUUUCUUUGCAUAUAUGAAUUUCUUUGGUUGUUACCAACAUCCAGGAAAAAUUUCAAAGCAACGGCACCUUUAGAAAUAUGUUUUCUGAGAAAAAUGGUGACGUGUUGAGUACUUACUUUCCCCACUGUACAUGUAAUUUUUUUUUUUACUUCUGUGCUGGAAACAAGCUUCCAUAGUAUACACAAUGUUACAUCACAGCCCUGUUUUUAUUACUUUUGUACUGUUCUCAUAAUACUUUAUCUUAUAAUAAAGUUAAUGCACAUCUGUUUGCUUUUAAAAUAAACCACAUUGCUAAAAUAAAUUGACGCCAUACUUCA